Molecule: messenger RNA, 1326 nt
Organism: Camellia sinensis
Lineage: Eukaryota; Viridiplantae; Streptophyta; Magnoliopsida; Ericales; Theaceae
Source: RefSeq, a predicted model, not a curated record
AUGUUGGAGCUUGAAGUUUGUGAUAUUGCAUUGUCUUAUGACAAUAGUAAGUCUGUGAACUUGUCAAAUAGAGCAUCUACAUCCUCCAAGAGGAAUUCAAGAUUUGAGGUUGAAGAAGAGGUUGAUAUGUUAUCAUUAUUUUGUCGUCACAAAGAAAAAGUACUGUUGUUUGUUGGUUGGGCAGUUAGUAUUACACAUGUAGGACAAAAAUUUGAAGGUGGAAUUAUUGAAUUUCGUAAUGCAUUAUCGAAGUUUUCUAUUGAGUGUGGAUUUGAGUUCAUAUUUGUUAAGAAUGAUAAAGUUUGUGUUACCACACAAUAUUUGUUUAGAGAGAUAGAAGGUUGUAUGUGGAAUGUUCAUGGUAGAGUGGAGAAUGCUAAUGGGUUCUUUUAUAUAGAGCAGCUCAACAACGUCCACACAUGUAGUGCUGAAGUACGUACAAUGAAUUAUUCUUGUAUGAGUUCUGAUUUAGUUAAUAAUUUGAUUGUUAAAGGUGCUCGUGAUAAUCCAUUGACACAUCCAGUUCAUGGUGUUUGGGAUUUUAAGUUGGGGUAUGGGCUAAGAGUUAGUUAUCGCCAAGCUUGGUUGGGGGUAAAGAAAGCAAAGGGUGAUAUUUUUGGAGACUACUUAAUGUCAUUUAACCAGUUAAGAUGGUAUGUUGAUGUUGCAGAGAGUUGCAAUCCAGAGAGUUACAUUGAGUUUGAGUGUGACGAUGAUACUAAACGGUUUGAGAGAUUAUUUGUUAUUUUUCGUGGUUCUAUUAGUGGAUUUGAUUAUUAUGGACCUCUCUUGUUCCUUGAUGGCACAUUUUUGAAGGGAAGAUUUAGAGGAAAUUUACUUGUUGCUACAAGAAAAGAUAGAAAUCAAGAGAAUCAAGACAAUUGGCAUUGGUUUUUGGAGCAUUUGAGUACAAUUAUUUCACCAAAACAAAAUAUUACAUUCGUGUCAGAUCGUAACUUUGGAUUAGUUGAAGUUUUGCCAAAGGUUUUCCCAAUGGCUUUCCAUCCUUAUUGUUUAUAUCAUUUGAAGAUGAACUUGAGGCAUCAUUUGCGUGGUAUGUUUCAUGGAUUGAAGGAAAAGCUGAUCACUUUGUUAGGGAAAUGUGCAUAUGCUUCAACUGAAGAAACAUUUCAUCAAUGUUUGGGUGAGUUAAAGACUGAAGAUUGUAAUGUUGAUGGUGAUAGUGAUAGUGAUGUUGUUCUUCCGCUUUUGUCUAGGAAGCAACCGAGAAGGCCAAAUAAGAAGAGGAUUCGUUCCAAUGGUGAGAAAGUAAGGCAAAUUACUUGUGGUAGAUAUGUGAAGAUUGGCAGUCACAACAAGAAAUAG